Messenger RNA from Trichoderma aggressivum f. europaeum, 945 nucleotides. RefSeq lists its product as uncharacterized. The record is from RefSeq and is a predicted model, not a curated record. The transcript has a single exon. The coding region runs from base 1 to 945 and encodes 314 amino acids. Lineage: Eukaryota; Fungi; Ascomycota; Sordariomycetes; Hypocreales; Hypocreaceae.
AUGGACUCCGAAUCCGAGCGUGCUGCAAAAGUAGAUCCAUUGGACGAUAUCCUGCCGCACUGGGAGCGGAGCAUGACCCUGACCCCCAAAGAUGCCUUGGAGCGAGUCAACUCCAACCCCGAACCGGACUACCCAAAGUUCGAGGAGAUGAUGGCGCACUGGGAGAGCUUCGUUGAGGACAACGCGCGACCCGAGGUUCAUCUCUACUGGAAGGAGGGCCUAGAGGAGGCCCGCAGGAGGUUCACGACAGGCCCAAGGCCGGCGAGUGAAAUCCAAAAGCUGGUCAAACGCGCAAUCGAUGGCAGGAAGAGUGACUUGCGCUCAAUCAAGUCUAGAGUCCAAACGGCUUCCCACGUCAAUCCUAUCCUAGAAGAGGAGGUGUGCCAGAUUCUUCCCAUCAAGCUGGCCAGACUGAUGGGUAUGGGCCCCCCCAACGACAGCGAGUUUUCGGCAUCGAACCCCCGACCUGAGCAACUCUGGGAGGGCUACUAUUCGCCUAAGCUUCGUCGGCAAAGUCCUGAUUCUAGAACCCGGAUACUGAUCGCCCAUCUUCUCGCCAGUGUGCGCGAUAUGCACGUGGAGGAAUUGGCCUCUUUCGACGACAUGAAGGCGACCGCCAUGAUCUGGUAUCAAGAGUUGGAGAUAGCAUUGACUGGAGGCCGUUACACCGACUGGAUGAGGACAUGGGAGGAGGAUUUCCCGGAGGUGGCAGCUCCACUUCCCCAAAGAUCAGUUGCACGCACGAUGGGAAUGGCUGUGGUAACAAGGAGAGGAGAGUGGAGAGAACCGGAGUCUCGGGAGGUAGAGGAUUGGGAAGCUGAUGGGGGGGAGAUUAGACAAGAGACAUCUAUCACAUAUGACGUCCUUGACUUGAUAUCAGAGCAGAUAUCUGGAAGAAUGGAGACGUCCCCAAUGGACGUGGAGGACGAGAUGGACAUGGAUUAA